Molecule: messenger RNA, 2501 nt
Organism: Dacryopinax primogenitus
Lineage: Eukaryota; Fungi; Basidiomycota; Dacrymycetes; Dacrymycetales; Dacrymycetaceae
Product: copper amine oxidase
Exons: 13
Coding region: 153-2501 (782 amino acids)
Biological process (GO): amine metabolic process
Cellular component (GO): plasma membrane
Molecular function (GO): primary methylamine oxidase activity; copper ion binding; quinone binding
Source: RefSeq, a predicted model, not a curated record
GUGACUAAACUUGGAAACUGGGUUGCUGCUUCAAUUCCGGCUAUUCCAUCUUCGGCGAUCCUCGCUGAUGCCUACAUAAAGAUUGGCAACUGAGAUGCGGGGUCUUUCCUGUGACGGUCUGCGUUCUCUGCGCCUCUGUCAUUCGCGCCGUCAUGGUCCACCCUACCCGGCUUGUCUGCACGCUUCUUGCAGCGUCUUUGGCAAUCCCGGCAUCUGCGAGUCCCAAAGCACCAUGGGUAAAAGGUCCCGGCAAACGCCCUGUGACGCGCCGCGAAGCUGCGAUCAACCAGUCCAGGCGUGAUCAACCGUGGAACGAGACCGACUCAUGUGGUACUGGUGUCAGUAACUACACCGUCAAAGCGCCGAAGAAGAACAUCUGGCUUGGAUUGACGGAAGCGGAAGUAGCGGGUAUCACGGAAUUUGUACACAACCAGAAAUCGCUCAACUUGACAGCGGUCGAGAAUGCAACGAAUUGGGACAACUCACUACUCUUGGUUGAGCUCAUGCUUCCCAACAAGACGGAUGCCUUGAACUACUUCGACGGAGGUGGAGCCGAGCCUGCUCGCCACGCUCACAUCGAGGUUGAUCACCGCGCUUCUGUUCACAAUCCUGCCUAUCUGGAUUACAUCGUUGGACCGCUGCCCAUCAGCAACAAGACCACGGUCGAGCCUCUGGCAUGGCCGUAUACCAAGGGUCCAGGCAGUUCCCACAACUAUGCCGCUGAUGACGACGCUCGGAACGACUUUAUGAAUAACUUCGGCGCUGAAUUGGCAGAUAUCACUCGCGCGCUCUGGAAUGGGACUGCGAUGGGUCUUGAUAACGACACAAUGAGCAUCUGGGGCAUCGAUCCUCUCUUCCAAGAAGAUGGACGCACCAUUUCCUGGGACACAUUCUGGAACAACAAUAAUGACGUAUACGACGAUUCGACGCUGCUCCCCCUUGGCCUGUUCCUCAAGCCCGACAUCACCGGUCGCGACCCGAGCCAGUGGUCGAACCAAGGUGUCCUGUACAAUGGCGAAUUUUACGACACUAUAGACGAUUUCAAGAGCGCAUUUUAUUCGGGUAACAUUCAAACUUUUGGCCCGAACGAGGAUGAGGAAUGGGGUCGAACGGACCAGCGCGGACCGGUCAAUCCAACGGACUGGCAAUCUCCUCCCAUGCUCAUACAACCGGCGGGCCAACGCUUCCAAGUUGAUGUGGAGCAGCAAUACGUUCAGUGGAUGGACUUUGAGUUUUAUAUCGCCUUCACCCGCGACACAGGGAUCAAGCUUUUCGACAUCAACUUCAAGGGCCAGCGCAUCAUUUACGAGAUUGGUUUGCAAGAAGCUCUUGCUCAUUACGGUGCCAAUGACCCUGUCCAGUCUGGCACUGCUUAUCUUGAUUCGUACUAUGGCUUUGGUCCCUACGCGUUCGAACUGGUCAAUGGAUAUGACUGCCCGAGCUAUGCUUUCUACCUCAAUUCGACUUUCUACGCAGAUGAGACUACAAGAACUCACUUGAACAACAUCUGCUUGUUUGAGCAAGACGCCGGACAUCCCAUUCAACGCCAUUCCAGCAGUCAAUAUGUCACAAUCACUCGCAAUAUCUUCUUCACUGUUCGUACUGUAUCGACCGUCGGCAACUACGAUUACAUGCUGGACUACACCUUCUACAUGGACGGAUCGCUGCAUGUCACAGUUCGUGCAAGUGGGUAUAUUCAGUCUGCCUACUUUGCGAACAACGAGGAAUAUGGCUUCCACAUUCACGAGUAUCUCUCCGGAAGCAUGCAUGAUCAUGUGCUGAACUUCAAGGUUGACCUGGAUAUCCUCGGAGAGAAGAACAGCUUACAAAACGUUUCAUUCGUUCCGGCUACUGUCGAGUAUCCGUGGUCAAAUGGAAAGACGCGCAAUACGAUGAAGCUCGAAAAGUCCUUCGUGACUACAGAGACCGGGAUUGACUACCCGUACAAUUCUGCGGCCCUGUUUGCUGUCGUCAAUAAGGACAAGCCAAACAAGUACGGAGAGCUCCCUGGGUUCCGUGUUCUCCCAUCAACCGCACCGGUGCAUCUGACAGUGAACGCAGCCCAUUGGGCAGAACGUAACUUCUGGGUGACGAAACAAAAAGAUACCGAGCCGCGCUCUUCGCAUCCGUUCAAUAAUCAGGAUGUUGCUGAUCUGGUCGUCAAUUUCUCAAAGUUCGUGGAUGACGAGUCGAUUGAACAGGAAGAUCUCGUACUCUGGAUCAACGCCGGCAUGCACCAUGUGCCCCACACCGGCGAUCUCCCCAACACCGUCUUCAGCACUGCAUGGGGGUCGCGUAUCAACUACCACAACGGGAACGUAACCGAGGUCGCCACGUUCGGCUCUGAGACGAUCCAGCCGGAGUGUACCGUCGAUCUGAGGGACUCGUUUACCGACCUGUGGGAUUAUACGGGGGAUGUGGUGGUUAGGAAAUUCCCGUAUGAUCCGAAUGACCCGUUCUUUAACACGCAGAGUAUCGUCAAGCGGGAUGAGGAUCUCUGA